GUUAACAUGUCCAGCUGUGACAGGACAGGACAGUAGAGGCUGUAGUGCUUAAUAGCGAUGUCUACCUUAGCAUAGCAUACCAUAUACUUACUGUGCACUAUGCGACCAUAAGUAUGUGGACACCCUUCUAAUUAGAGCUUUCAGAUGCAUAAAAUCUAACAUACAGCCCUGCAGCUACUAUGGUAAAUACACGUUUCCAGUAGAAUGAGUCGUACUGAAGAGCUCACCGACUUUUAACGUGUCACUGUCCUCUGUGUUGUGCUGCAACAUUCAUCACCAAGUUCCACACUGUGUCUGCAAGCAACAUCUGCAGCAUAACGGUUUGACAGGAGCUUUGUGACGUGGGGAUGGAUAUGUUUCCUUAUCCAAACAGUGAUGUACGAGCCUAAGAUCACUAUGCACAAUACUAAGCACACUGCUAUUGAACUGUGAAGCAGUGGAAUUGUGUUGUUUGAAUUGAGCUGUUUGUGGCAGAUGCCUGGAGAAUGCAUAGUUCCACCUGUAGAGUUUGGUGAAGGAGGAAUGGUGGACUGGGCCUGUUGGUGCUGCUGUGUGGUUUAGGCUAGACUGAACCCAGCACAAGGGAAACUAUAUUCCUCCAUCUUACUAACAUAUGUAAAUGGUCCCUGUCACAGUGCAUCUGAUUUGCAUCAAGUGCUGCCUAAUAAGACCUGAUGCUGGGUUGUUUUGACACUGCAUCGCUGCUGAAUUUGGAAUAUUGGUUGAAGAGAGGACACUUUGAAGACGCUUUUGGGACAUUAGACAGGAAGCCCAGUCCUUGGUGUAAAGCCCUGCUGAGGGGGUGUUUGUUUCUAGUGGUGGGUGGAGCACUUCUGUCCAGCAGCCAUGUCGGGCUUCAAUCUGCUGCAUCUAAUAACCAAGAGUCAGCCUGUAACUCUGAGGUCCUGCAGUCUUCCCUCAGGAGCACGCAGGACUAAGAAGACAUGGCCAGUGAGCUUCCCUCAGGAGGAGUUGAGGAAACGCCUCACACCUAUGCAGUACCAUGUCACCCAGGAAAGAGGAACUGAGAGUGCGUUCACUGGUGAGUUCACACAUCACAAGGAUGAAGGGAUCUACACUUGCGUUGUCUGCGGGACCCAGCUGUUCAUCUCGAGCACUAAAUUUGACUCAGGAUCAGGCUGGCCAUCCUUCUUUGACCUGGUGAAGGAGGAGUCUAUAACCCUGUCAGAUGACUUCUCCUAUGGGAUGCACAGAGUGGAGACCACCUGCAGCCAGUGUGGAGCUCAUCUGGGACAUCUGUUUGACGAUGGACCGAAACCCACGGGGAAACGCUACUGCAUUAACUCAGCCUCGCUGGCUUUCCAGCCCACCAAGACAGACUCCUCCACCUCCAGCUCCAGCCCCAGCUCCAGCUCUGCGGCUGAGUGUGGAGCUGCCAGCUGCUCAGUGAGUGAUGGGAAGACAGGUUAGAGACAGACUAGGGAACCACACCAGACUGACGACUGUGCCUAUGCAGGGAGAAAAGUUCACAUCAAUAAAAUAUGUAGGAGUUUUAUAGCAAAAGGAAGGAAGGUUCUCAGGCAUCAGACCCAGACCAAAUCCUCUGAUGUACAGCAGGGUCCAAAAGUCUGAGACCACAUUCAAAAUCUCUAAUAUUCUCACGUAAACCUGGAAAUAAUCAGAAACUCUGAGGAUUUCAUAUCAGGUAAAAUGAAGAAGAAAUAUUUCAGAUUCUGCUUUAUUUCUUGGUCAGCAGUCAAAUUUAAGCAAAUGCGCAUGGAGCUCUGAAACGCUUUGCUCAGACUGGAUCAGACAAUGAUUCCAAACACACCUCAAAGCUUUUGUAAGAACUACUUGAAGACCAAGGAGUCCCAGAGUCACCUGACCACCACCCCGCUGAACAUUUAUGGGGGGGGGGCACUUGCAGACUGAGGAGGUCAGGGAUUCUGUGACUCCACAAGAAACUGAUAUUAUCAUCUGUAAAACAAAUGCAGAAUAAACAUAUCUUGACAAACUGGUCUCAGACAUUUGGAUCUCAGUGUCAUCAAGCACAGAGGAAAGUGCAUGUUUUCCAAAACAGCCAUUUUUGUGGCCUGAGUAGAAGCUGCACGACACACUACAUACGCUGACUGCCUUAAAGCGAACUUUCAGUAUUUGUCAACCUGGGUGUUACUCUCAGAUUGUUCUCUGGUGGGAGUACUGGUCUUGAUAACAUUGUGUUCAUAGAGAUACGGGAAGCAGGAAGCGGCUGUGUGCUGUGGUAUGAACUAUGACCACGAACAUGGAACAAACAUAUAACAUCCAUGCUGACAAAUCAUAUUCUCCCUUUAAUUUCCUUUCGGUCUGGGUAGUAGCAUUUGGUCUGCCAAUUUAUACACAGAUGAAGGGCUGUGUUGUAGACACACACACACACACAAAUAUAUAUAUAUUAUUAUAUUAUUAUAUUGAAGUGAUAUUUGAUACUGAGAGGUUGAUUUAAUGAUAUUACCUAUGCAAGUGCCCCUGCCAGCAGUGACACAGGCAGUAACAGAGCUGUGACAGAUGGCAUCUUAUAGAGAACAAAUAAAGUGCUGUGGCCUUUAGGUCACAUCCUGUAUUUGUUCCUUCUUUAGUUCUUUGCAUUUGAAAAUACUGUUUUUGUUUUGUUUUUUUGGUUGUUCACAGCUUGCAUUGAAACAUUUCCGGAUGAAUAAAAUAUCUAGAAACAC
This is a messenger RNA of Toxotes jaculatrix (banded archerfish), 2669 nucleotides long. It is a transcript of the gene msrb3, whose product is annotated as methionine sulfoxide reductase B3. Gene Ontology annotation, molecular function: peptide-methionine (R)-S-oxide reductase activity. The transcript is spliced from 7 exons. Bases 847 to 1431 code for a protein of 194 amino acids. Gene Ontology annotation, biological process: response to oxidative stress; protein repair. The record is from RefSeq and is a predicted model, not a curated record. Gene Ontology annotation, cellular component: cytoplasm. NCBI's taxonomy places the organism in Eukaryota, Metazoa, Chordata, Actinopteri, Toxotidae.